GUUCUAAUUUCCAGAAUCAUUAUUUACAAGUACAGAGGAACAACAAGUGCUGCAUCGGAAAUGAUGUUUGACCAAGAAAUGAAAUAUGUAACUCUCCAAGGCCAGUUUCAAUCUGCAUGAAACAACUAUAGCAUAUAAUGCCUGUAUCAGUUUUCUCUAUUUGUUUGUGUAAAUAUUUUGGAAUUUGUUACCUUUUAAAAAAAAUGUUUAUCUGUAUGCCGCCAGACCUUUAUGUAUCUUACAUCGACCAGUGGUUAUAUCUUGAGGAUAUUCUGACACUUGUGCAAAAACUGAUCUAUAAUGCCUCUCUUGUAUAGUUAAAGAAUUUUUGUGAUGUGCAAACUUACUUGCAUUUAUUUGGAAAAAUAGGAUCUUGCAGCAUCCAUUCAAAAAGGGAGUCUGGAUUGGGAGCGAGCUUUGCGUAUUCUAAAGCAUGCUCUUCGUAACAGUCCAUCACCAGACUGGUGGAGGCGUGUGCUUCUCGUGGCUCCCUGUCACAGGCUUCAUGCCCAGGCUCCAACUCCGGGUGCCGUUUUUACAUCAGAAAUGGUUUGCGAAGCAGCGAUUGAAAGAAUUGUUGAAUUAUUGAAGAAAUCAAUUGCUGGCAGGAGUGGCUUAUCUUCUCAGAUAUAUUCUUUUUUCUCGUGAAAAGUGGAUGCAUUGAUUUUGUGGAGUUUGUGGACAAGUUAGUAUUGCGACUUCAAGAGGGUGAUCAACAAAUACUUAGGACGAACCAUGUUACGUGGUUACUUGCACAAAUUAUUCGGGUUGAACUAGUGAUGAAUGCUUUAAAUACAGACUCAAGAAAGGUGGAGACAACCAGUAAAAUUCUUUCGUUCUAUAAAGAGGAGAAAAGCUCUGAUCCCAAUAAUCAUCAAAGUAUCCUACUUGAUUUCUUUAGCAGUUGUCAGAACUUGUGCAUUUGGACACUAAAUACAGCAACAAGAGAAUAUUUGAAUAAUGAGCAGCUACAAAAGGGAAAGCAAAUUGAUGAAUGGCGGAGACAGGUAAAUAAAGCAAUCAAUUGCUGGCAGGAGUGACUUAUCUUCUCAGAUAUAUUCUUUUUUCUCGUGAAAAGUGGAUGCGUUGAUUUUGUGGAGUUUUUGGACAAGUUAGUAUUGCGACUUCAAGAGGGUGAUCAACAAAUACUUAGGACGAACCAUGUUACGUGGUUACUUGCACAAAUUAUUCGGGUUGAACUAGUGAUGAAUGCUUUAAAUACAGACUCAAGAAAGGUGGAGACAACCAGAAAAAUUCUUUCAUUCCAUAAAGAGGAGAAAAGCUCUGAUCCCAGUAAUCAUCAAAGUAUCCUACUUGAUUUCUUUAGCAGUUGUCAAAACUUGUGCAUUUGGACACUAAAUAUUGCAACAAGAGAAUAUUUGAAUAAUGAGCAGCUACAAAAGGGAAAGCAAAUUGAUGAAUGGCGGAGACAGGUUGUGCCUAGCAUUGCUGUGGUUGAAACAUACUGUAGGUUGAUGCUCAUUUCUCCCCAUUCGUUGUUUCGCUCACUCUUAAUUGUAACUUCUCCUCUUUUCCCUCCUAAUAUUCCUUCUUUGGUAUUUAAUUCUCUAGCAUGUCACUACAUUUUCUCCGGAACUACAUUCAUUGCUUUAAACCAGUAAGCAAAAGAAACCUCCUGAGAAUGUCACUUUUGGUUAUGUGCCAAAUUUGCUAUAAUAUCUGCAUAAGUUACUUUUAUCAUGGUUCAAUACUAUUUUGCUUCAUAACAGUCUAAAAGGCAAAUGUUAUUGUUGAGUUACUCCACCAAAUAUAACUUAUGAAUUGGAUAGAGUCCUCUGAUUUCAGACAUCACACUCUAGGUUGAGAACAAGUAUUUAUGAACAAUCUGUUGCUUGCUCCUCUCACUGUGUCUCCAUUGAAAGCCUGAAGCAAAAUCUCAGAUGAGUAGCAUGGCCCUAACACAAUGAUUCUUUGUAUUUUAGGCCUUCAACUAGUUGGAUAUAUUAAAUUCAUCAAGGCAUAAAAUACCAUGAUUGGAUAGGCACAAAGCAUUCCUUGAUGGUAUUUACCAUUAUGAAAGGUGAUGGCUAGCAGUGUUUUUAAAAGCAAAAAGCACAAAAAAUUGACGAGAUAUCUAGGACUUUUAAAUGAAAAGUGAGAAGUGAACCGCAGAAUUUACGACACUAAAAGAAUACCAAACAUUUAUGAAUUCAGUACUAUAAUGAUUAACCUGCAAUUACAGUAACUAAUUUGGGUAUCUGAUUUACAAUAACAUUGGUAUUAAUCUUACUAUUCAAAGUUAAGAUUCAAAGAACAUUACUCCUUCUUAUAGAGAUCACCUUGCGUGUCGUUGUUUGAACUACAAAGUUCUAUGAAGCGCAUGGUUACAGUAAUGAAGCUGAGAAAUAUUAAAGGCCCCCAAGUUCUAGAAAUAUCCUUCUAGAACCUUCUUUAGCCAAAAAGAACCAGAUCUGUAGUAAAAGGUAAGCAGGUAAAAAUUACUGAGGGAGAAGAAGAAUGGAGUGGAGAAGAAGAAGAAGAGGAAUAUGAGAAGGAACAAGAUAGGUUUGCCAUCUUUGACAGAAGAAAUAUUUUGAAAGGAAGACUGCUGAGAGACCUGGAUGAGCCAGGAAUGAGAAGACUGGUGGAUGCCCUAGCUGCACAAGGUUGGAAGGACAUGGUCCUUGAAAUGGAUAGGAGGCUGGCUAGGAAAGAAUUGAUUGAGUUUAUGGCCAAUGCCACAGUAAAGAAUGGGGUAGUCACCAGUCUGGUGAAAGGAGUAAGGGUGCAGUUUGAUGCACUCAAAUUGGGUAAGAUUCUAGACAUACCUAGUGAGGAGUAUGAUGAUUAUACAAGGCAAAGGUGUCCAUGUCUAGAUUCUCUCCCUACUGCUCUUCAAAUCACUAGGAAUUUUUGUGAUGCCGCAACUGCUGAAGAUGUGCCUGAAGCCAGGUUUGUACAGAAAAGUGAGAUGAGGCCUGAGCACAAGGUCCUGUUUGAAUUUGUUAACAAGUGCCUGCUGCCCAGACAUGAGAGGAGGCACACUGCCAACUACAUGGACCUGGUUCUUAUGGAGUGCCUUGUGAGAGGAAUGCAGAUUAGUUGGCCUGCCUUUAUUGUCAAAUUACUAGACAGGGUCAUAAAUGGCUCCAAGGCUCAUGUCACCCCAUAUGGGUUCAUAUUGACUACUGUUCUGGACAGGCUGAAUGUGCCUUUGCAGAAAUGGGAGAUGGCAUCAAGCAAGGGAUACUUUGGCGUCAAGACUCUUUUGGCUUAUGACUAUCCUGUCAAUGCCACCCCAGUUGAACCUGGUUCAUCUCUUAAGAUACCUAUGAACAGCAAGGUUAAGGCUUUGGUUCGAGAGUGUGGAUCUAAGGAUGCUGAAAUUGCUAGGCUCUAGGCUCGUGUAGCUGAACUAGAAACUGAAAGAGAUGGCCUUAGAACUGAGCUAGCAAAAGAAAAGGAGAAGAGUGAUGGGAUGCUUCAGAAUAUGCUCAACCUUCUCCAAACCCAGCCCUCUAGUUCCUCCAAGCCUUAGGAUGUCCAGUUGUUGUCUUCUGAACCAGUCUAGUACCCCCAAUGACCCAGAUUAGGGACUUUUUCUGUUUUUUUGCUCAUGUUUUGGAAGUUUUUCUUUCUUUUUGUGGUUUGUUGGUGGAAACAUAUCUUAUCAAUGACAACUGCUAUUUCUCUUGUUCUAUGAAGAUUCUGAUCUGAAUAGUUUGAGUAAAUUUGUUGAUUAUUGAUGAUUUCAUCCAUGUUUUCACUUGCAGUUGCCCUAGUGGCCAUGAGUAAUUUCUAAAAUCUGGGAUUCACAAUGUAUGCAACUUUUCGAUGAUGCCAAAAGGGGGAAGAGAUAUUGUUCUUUACUCUUUAUUCUGAAUAAUGUGAUAUUUAUAACCUAACUAAACCUGGUCCUUGAUGAUAAGUUAAAAUUCUAAGUUAAUGUGUUGAUGGUCAAGCUGAGUUCCUACAGAUUCUUUGAUUAGUAAAAGCACAGAGUUUGUCAUCAUCAAAAAGGGGGAAUUUGUUGGCCCAAGUUCAGGUGAAGUUUUGAAGAAUGACAAAUGAACUCAGUCAUGGACCAGGUCCAUCAUGUGAGGCACAAUAUUUAUCAACCUAGACAUGUGAGAUACACGUGAAGGAGAUAAGUCUCAGUGAUCAAGCAGCAAUAUCUCCUGAACUGGUCGAAAAUGUUGCAUAUUGGAUGAGGAGAGAAAGUCUCUUUAUGGGAAGAGGACACAAUCCGGAUAAAGGAUAGGGUUGGAGUUUGUAUUGUACAA
Messenger RNA from Nicotiana tabacum (common tobacco), 4244 nucleotides. NCBI's taxonomy places the organism in Eukaryota, Viridiplantae, Streptophyta, Magnoliopsida, Solanales, Solanaceae. The record is from RefSeq and is a predicted model, not a curated record.